Molecule: messenger RNA, 4721 nt
Organism: Lineus longissimus
Lineage: Eukaryota; Metazoa; Nemertea; Pilidiophora; Heteronemertea; Lineidae
Product: endothelin-converting enzyme homolog
Exons: 8
Coding region: 5-919 (304 amino acids)
Biological process (GO): protein processing
Cellular component (GO): plasma membrane
Molecular function (GO): metalloendopeptidase activity
Source: RefSeq, a predicted model, not a curated record
AGAAAUGGUAAAACUGAUCAAGAUGUCUUUCAAGAAAAAUCUUCCCAAUCUAAGUUGGAUGGACGCGGAGACAAUCAGAAAGGCUGAUGAGAAGGUGGAUGGUGUGGUGGACAUGAUCGGAUUCCCUGACUACAUCCUGAACCAAACAGCUCUGGAUGAACGGUAUGCAGGUGUCCGCAUCGAAGACAAUGAGUACUUUGAUAACAAUCUCCGUACGAUACAGUUCGAUAUCAUACGCGAAUUGAAACGGUUGAGGAAGAAACCGGAUAAAAAGAGGUGGAGUAUGACGCCUCCAACAAUCAAUGCAUACUACGCGCCAACAAAAAACAUGAUUGUUUUCCCGGCCGGAAUCCUACAGAUGCCAUUCUACGACAAGGACUACCCAAAGUCGCUGAACUUCGGAGGUAUAGGUGUCGUGGCUGGGCAUGAGCUUAGCCAUGGCUUUGAUGAUCAAGGUCGGGAAUACGACAAAAAUGGUAAUCUGCAUCCGUGGUGGAAUAAAGAUGUGAUCGCCCGAUUCAAAGAGAGAACGAAAUGCAUGAAGGAACAAUAUUCAUCAUAUACUAUCAAUGGAGAGCAUAUAAAUGGUCAACAGACGGUUGGUGAAAAUAUAGCCGACAACGGAGGGUUAAAGGCUGCUUAUAGUGCUUAUCAGGACUGGCGUAAAGUUCACGGGUCAGAGCACCCCCUGCCUGGGAUAAAUAUGACCGACUAUCAGUUAUUUUAUCUUGGGUUUGCUCAGGUUUGGUGCAGCAUUGCGACCAAGGAGACCUACCAUUUACAGUUAGUCAGUGAUGCACACACGCCAGCUCAGUAUAGGGUGAUUGGUUCGCUCUCCAAUUCUAAAGAAUUCGCACAACACUAUAGCUGUCCGUCAGGCACCCCCAUGAAUCCUGUGAAAAAAUGUGAGGUGUGGUGAGGUGGCGAGAUACACUUGUAUUCUACUUACGGUAAAGAUGUAAAAAGGGGAAAGUGGAAAGAGGGAAGAGGGAAGUUGAAAAUGGAAAAAUAUUGAUAUCUGAGGAAAGGCCAGGUGGUGAUUUUCAGCAACGGGUAGCAGAUGAUCAAUGAUCGAUUUUAAAACAAGCCUGACAAGUCAGCCUCUUGUAGCUACGUUUACUGCCAGUACCUUGGGUACAAAGCUUGAGCCUGCAUUGUAGGCAUUAGGGUUUUAAGAGUCGAGGGGGAUCAAUGAAGGUUUAUCUACCUGGGGGGGGGGGGGGCAAGGACUCUUGUUGUUUGGCUCCCGCUGUUCAACCACUUCUUAGAUGUUUCUUGGUUGUAAUUGGGACGACGUAAUGCCAUGUAUUCCGCCAUACAUCAUGACGUCAUUAGAAAUUUGGGUCCAUAGUACAUGAAGCAUGCCUCAUGACACUUAGGAUUGAAAUAUUGGUUCAUUGUUGUGAAGUUAAAACUUCAUCUCCUUUGCGGAGCAGGAGGAGGUGCUUUGCGGCAGACGCCAUCAGCCCUUGGUGGUCAAAUAGAAAAGUCAGAAUUUGAGGACAGGUAGCCUGACAACUCGGCAAGAAAAAUCUCAAGCUGAGUACUGCACGUAGGGUGUAAGGUGUUAGAAAUGAGUAUACCAAGGGAUGGGGUCAGUGAAGGCCUAUAAAUCUUCACUACAUAUGGGGGAGGGGGAUAGCUAUUGGCAGCAUGGUCAUGUCAGCUGCUCAUUACAUUGGAUGACUUGACUCGAAUAUGCUAUGGGCGUGCAAGGUAUAAGUGGUUUUAACAGCUCAUGUUUUAUUUGAGCCCAGCUAGUAAUUUUGAGCUAGGUUUCAGGGGUUUGGUCUUCGAAAACAAAUAAAUUCAAAUUCACUAUUGCAAUGAAACUGUAUGUCAAUACCUGCAGCCUUUAUCAAACCAAGGGAUUAUGAGUUUUACCUGCAGAUGAGCUAUUCUUUUAUUGCUCAUCACAGCGAUAAUUGUCAGGUCAGAGUGACAUAAUUUGCACAGUGCUUUAUAGAACCUGUGUGUAUUCUAAUUUGUCGGUAUGAUUCUGCAUGUUGUCUGUUUGAUGAUUGUUAAUGCCAUUGGUGUACAAUGUAUUUACUGGCACAGGAAAUAAGAAAUAAACAGUGCCGCUCAACAGUAACCAGACGUACAGAAAGAUAAAAAAUUUACCUGUCAAAGAUAUUUAUUACAGUGAAUGACUAAAAAAGAGAAAGUACAUGUACUUGGUAUCAGGAAAAAGAUAUUCAGGUUACUGUUUUGAUUCAGAAGGUCUGUGCAGGUCGAUGGGGAUAGAUCGCUGUGGUUUUGCCAUAAAGUAGUCCAUGUUAAUUUUGAAGAGUUAAUAUGAGUUGAAAUAAAUCUGCCAGGAAGGAACUUUGCCCUAUUGGUCAAACCAAUUUUGUUAAUUGGAUAGCGGAUGAGGAUGAAGUUUUUUCUUUGUCAGUGGAAGGAAAAAAUGAAAGUAAACCUCACAUGACUAUAUUACAAGAGGUCCAUGUAUUGUGAAUUAACCGUGUCAGCACACUUGAUUCCAUCCGGAUUUCUUCGUUUCUCUGUUUCUCUGUUUAUUAAUACCCCUUGUCUCGGACAAUAUUAGGCCAUUUCCCUGGAUGCAUACUUACUUCCUCAAUUGGGAAACAUGCCUUAGGAGAAGUCGUGUUGUAGAGGAUGACAUGAUUCUUGUCGACAGUGAAAGAUUUCCAAUUAUGGUAUCUAGGUCAUUCUACAGACGAUAUAUUGAUACUUAUUCUUAUAACUCGAAAAAGACUAGUGUUUUUAUGCAAAUUUCAUUUUUAUUUGUGUCGACAUGUGACUUUUGGUGCUAGUCAGUGGGUGUAUCAAAAAAAAGUAUUUUCAACUUUGGGGAAAAAGGUUCGUAGGUGAGCCCGCUAUCCAAGUUACUAAAUUUGUGUUGCCUUAUAUCAGAUAUAUGAAAUGUACAUACAAUUGUAGAAGUGGUUUGUACAUAUAGUGGAGUUAUGAGAGUCACUGCUUGAACAGCACUAAUGAUGAAUGCAAAGUUCUUGUGAAGAGGGAACUACAAAUAUGUACAGUAGCACCUCUCUAUUAAGGACACCCUCGGGACUGACAAGUGCAGUCCUUAAUAGAGAGGUGUCCUGAUUAAAGUCAAACAGAAUGGAAACACUAAAUUUGGGACCAAAACUAGUGUCCUUAAUAGAGAGGGUGUCCUUAAUAGAGAGGUUCCACUGUACAUCCAAAUAUGUGUUCAAAAUGUUGGUAGAAUGAUUGUGCUCAUUUUGUGAUGCACACAACAACUGCCCUCUCACAGGAACUCUGUAAGCUACAUAAGUGGCGAUCGACAUUAUUGCACGCUUCUCCUCCUGUCAGAGUUAUGAAGUAUGGUUUCAAGAGUAAAUAUAUAGAUAUAUAUAAAUCUCAUUUGAAAUCAACUGCAGUCAAGAAUGCUUUAGUGACAACCUGGUUUGUAUCUCGUCAACAUUAAUGUCUGAGGUGGGGUAUAGAGGUCAGUAGUGACACCAGUAGGGCAGCCACUUUGGAUGUUGGCCCCUUCUGACAUCGCCCAAGAAGUGCGCCACCUAUAAAGAAUGUCUCCGCUGAUGCUGCCACUUUUCGAUACCUCCAUUUUGGCUCCAAUGACGAGGCAUGCCGGGCGCAUGACAUCAAUUUGACGUCCUGAAUGGCAUAUAUUCCUGUGGUGACGUCAUCAGCAUGCCAUCACUAGAACUGUAGCUGUAUAUUCAUUCAAUGUGUGGUCACAAUAUAUUUCAUGUACAUCAUUAAUAGCGUUGAUUAUACUCAAGAUUUUAGAAAGUUAUUGUUUCUUGAAUGUUCUAUAUUUUGAUAUGUGUAUAUUACUCAAGUUUCAUAUUCUUAAAAAUCUCUCAAUUUUUGUUCCUGACCGUAGUUAAUGUUCAAGUUUUUAGCGAUUAAGAUCCGAGGGAUAGUUCCUUCGAGUUAGGGCGGUAUUAGAAUUCUAAUGAUUGAUUGAUUGAUUGAUUUUAAUCAUCAAAGUUGCAGUAUAUCUCGUGUUCAUUAUUGGCCCAAUUUGUUCACCUAAAACUUGACAGUAAGAAGUGGAGUGCAAAUUUGAUUUGACCAUUGUUAUAUUUGCAUUCAAGAUAGUUCAAAAGCUCGUGGUGAAAAGCCAGAAAUUUAGAAAUAUGUAUCAACAAAGAAAACGAGUUUUGAGACCAAGACGCUAUACGACAUCAUCUAUAGAGGGCAGCUCUGUGUUGCAUCAGAAACUGUACACAAACAUUACACCAACUGUCAGUAUACACUUUUGGAAGUAUCACCUGUAGCACUGCCUAUACAGGAACUAGGUGACAAAUACCUUUAGUAGUGAUGGCCAAGAAUGAUUUGUGGGUAAUCAUCCAAGAAAUUUAUGACUCAAACCAUACAUGUAGCGUGAAAUUACUCUAGUUUCGCACGCCCAACCUCCACUGUGGUAAGCCAGUGUAUGUGUACAUUUUGGGGGCCCACGACGGGAGUGAGUUUCAUUAGGCCUAUAUACUUGAUUGACUAGCAGCAAUAUGAGCUUGAAAAGAAGGCCUAUAAAUUACCCCAUUACGGGCCUAGAAAUGUGCAUUAUGUAAAGAGCUACCCUUAACUUUGUUAACUAGUUAAUUAGUUUGUGAUGAUAAACUGGACGUUACUCAGCUGUUGCCAUGGAAACGGCCUGUAUCUCAGAAUAUGUAUUUUUCAUACAGAAUCUUAGUGAAAUGUGAUAAGAACUGUAAAUAUAAAUGAUUGUUGUAAUAAAAUGGAUGUAUUUACAUAUAAAA